Messenger RNA from Alternaria atra, 1113 nucleotides. RefSeq lists its product as uncharacterized. The transcript is spliced from 3 exons. Gene Ontology annotation, molecular function: oxidoreductase activity, acting on the CH-OH group of donors, NAD or NADP as acceptor. The coding region runs from base 1 to 1113 and encodes 370 amino acids. The record is from RefSeq and is a predicted model, not a curated record. Lineage: Eukaryota; Fungi; Ascomycota; Dothideomycetes; Pleosporales; Pleosporaceae.
AUGCCUAUCCGAAGUGACUGGGCCCUUGCUCGUGAAGGCGUAACUGGCGACACCAUAAGCCGCCUCAUCAGGUACACGGCCUUCAAUCCCGCCCUCACGCUUCCUCUCGUCCUCCUUGCGCGCUACACACAACAAGGCAACAUCCUCGCAGCAGACCAUGCCACAGUGUUCAAGGGCUUAAAGGCACUGCUUGGUCUGGGUGCGCUGAGUACUGUCAACGGGUGGCUGAACAGCGCCGUGACCAACAACUGGAGUAACGACGCCUAUGUGUGGAGUCGCGAGGUUGUCGUCGUAACCGGUGGCAGUGAUGGCAUUGGCAAGGUUGUUGUACAGCUGCUGGCAGAGAAGGGUAUCAAGGUUGCAGUCCUGGACGUCCAGGAUCUGACAUACGAAGCACCACCAUCUGUUCGCUUCUUCAAGUGCGACCUCAGCUCUCCCGAGGCCAUCGCCUCCGCCGCUUCCUCCAUUCGCUCCACCCUCGGCAACCCCACGGUACUUAUCAACAAUGCCGGUGUUGCACGAGGCAAAACCAUCCUUGAGUCGACCGAGAAGGACAUCAACCUGACCUUCAAGGUCAACACCUUCAGCCACUACUACCUCGCCCAGCAAUUUCUCCCUAGCAUGAUCGCCAACAACCACGGUAUGAUCGUGACCGUCGCAUCUGUAGCCGGCUAUAUCUCCGCCCCCUCAAUGGUCGACUAUGCCUCGUCCAAAGCCGCCGCACUAUCCUUCCACGAAGGCCUCUCCGCCGAACUCGUCGCUCGCUACAACGCACCUAAGAUAAGGACUGUAGUCAUGUGCCAGAACUACACGCGCACCGCUCUGUUCGAAGGAUUCGAUUCUAGGGGUGUUUUGUAUCCCGAGACGGUUGCUGAGAGUAUCGUCAAGGCGGUUUUGAGUGGCAAGAGUCAGCACCUUAUUCUGCCGGAGACAGCAUGGUUCAUGCUGCCGAAAGUAAGGAGCUGGCCGUUGUGGAUGCAGUAUGGUCUUAGGAAGAGACUGGGUAAGCUUAUGAAGGGGUGGAAGGGCAGGCAGGUUGUGCAGCCUAGUUUGGCGGGAGAGGAACGUGAGAAGAAGGUAGAUGAAAGUACUGUGCUUGUUGAUGCUGAGUAG